GACGGCGGCGCCAUUUUGCGAACGACGAGCAGCGGCGGCGGCGCGGAGAAGCGCAGCGGAGGUUUUCCUGGUUUCGGACCCCAGCGGCCGGAUGGUGAAAUCCUCCCUGCAGCGGAUCCUCAACAGCCACUGUUUCGCCAGAGAGAAGGAGGGGAAUAAACCCAGCGCCACCGUCCACGCCAACCGCACCAUGCCGCUUCUCAGUCUGCACAGCCGCGGCGGCCGCAGCAGCGAGAGCUCCAGGGUCUCUGUUAACUGCUGUAGUCACCUGGGUCCAGGGCCUCAGUGGUGCUCCGAUGCCCCUCACCCACCCCUGAAGAUCCCAGGUGGGCGAGGGAAUAGUCAGCGGGAUCACAGUCUGUCAGCUAACUUAGUUUACUCUGUAAGUACUCUGGAGGAACUAACGUCCAACGACAAGGCCAGAAUUCUCAACCUCCAGACCAGGCUCACAGACGCCAAGCGCGUCCACUGGAGGGCGGUGCUGAGCAGUGGCAGCCUGUACGUGGAGAUUCCAGGCGGCGCUCUGCCCGAGGGGGCCAAGGACAGCUUUGCAGUCCUUCUCGAAUUUGCUGAGGAGCAGCUGCACACUGACCACGUCUUCAUUUGCUUCCACAAGAACCGCGACGACAGAGCCGCCCUGCUCCGCACCUUCAGCUUUAUGGGCUUUGAGAUUGUGAGACCAGGGCACCCCCUUGUCCCCAAGAGACCCGACGCUUGCUUCAUGGCCUACACGUUUGAGAGAGAGUCUUCUGAUGAGGUCGGCUAGUGGCCGAGCCGCCUGCACCCCUCACCUUCGCCGCCACCCCCAGGUCACCACAGACCGCAGCCCCUUUGUCGCGCUUACGCCAGCGGUGUGACCAACUGCGCACGGGGUGCAGCUGCCAGGCCCGCCUCCCUUCUUCUGGGUUUGUCCGCAUGUUGUAAUUGUGCAAAUAAACGCUUACUCCAAAUUAGCGAUAUAUUUCUUGAAGUUUAAUAUUGUGUUUGUGAUACUGAAGUAUUUGCUUUAAUUCUAAAUAAAAAUUUAUAUUUUACUUUUUUAUUGCUGGUUUAAGAUGAUUCAGAUUAUCCUUGUACUUCGAGCAGGAAUUUAUUUGAAGUUUUGGAAACAGUUUUAGGUCUUAACUUGGAAAGACGUAUUAAUCUAUUCUAUUGCUCUCAAAAAUCAAAUAAAACUGAUUACAUCUCAAA
Pteropus alecto (black flying fox) is the source of this 1191-nucleotide messenger RNA. It is a transcript of the gene OAZ1, whose product is annotated as ornithine decarboxylase antizyme 1. The record is from RefSeq and is a predicted model, not a curated record. Lineage: Eukaryota; Metazoa; Chordata; Mammalia; Chiroptera; Pteropodidae. Gene Ontology annotation, biological process: positive regulation of protein catabolic process. Gene Ontology annotation, molecular function: ornithine decarboxylase inhibitor activity. Gene Ontology annotation, cellular component: cytoplasm; nucleus.